AUGAUGAGAGAACAGGAUCAGUACAUGCCGAUCGCGAACGUCAUCCGAAUCAUGCGCCGGAUCCUUCCGCCGCACGCCAAGAUCUCCGACGAAGCCAAAGAGACGGUACAGGAGUGUGUCUCUGAGUACAUCAGCUUCAUCACCAGCGAGGCUAACCAGCGGUGCCGGCAGGAGCAGCGCAAGACGGUGACGGCGGAUGACGUACUCUGGGCCAUGGAAAAGCUGGGAUUCGACGACUACGUCGGGCCUCUCUCCGUCUACCUUCACCGCUACCGUAACGGUGACGGUGCAGGUAGCAGCCAUUAUGUCCCCCGGGGACAGCAAGUGCUGGCUCCCGAGCUUGCACCAGCAAUGCCGCCACCUCCACCACCGUCAUACUAUUACGGAUCGGGUUAUCCGGUGGGACCGAGUCAGAUGGGGCCGGGAGCUGGUAGCUCAAGUAGUGGCACCGGCGGCCCGGCGUAUUAUGAUCCGUAUGCUCACCAGAGACAUGACCGUUUCUGAUGCAGAGGAGGAGGCGCAUGCAUGACUCUUAAACAAGAAUGCCGCUUUUUAAAUAUUAAACAAAAAAAAUCAUAAAAAAAUUAGUAGUAAUAUCUAAAUAUGCAUCUUGGGAUGUUGCUUUUCUUUUUUUUUUUCCUUUUUCUUUUUUAAAUUAGAUUGUGAAAGCUUGUAAAGAAAGGCUGUCUUAAAUAGGGAUUCAUGAGCGGUCAUAUAAUAUAUGAAUUUAUCUUCUUUUUUUAUUUACUUCUUUUUUCUUCUAAAAUUAUUCUUCGGGUCUACUUUUUUUAUUUAUGAUAUUUUUUGUUUUAUUUACUUUUUGUUCCUAAAAUUUUGUUCGAUCAAAAAAUUUUUACUUUAAUUUUAUAUACUCCUGUUUUUGUUAAACGUUAUUAUAUAUAUAUAUAUAUAUAUAUAUUAAUUCUAAUUAUUUUUAUUUUUCUCCAAGAAAGAGAGAUAUUUCUUAAUUUGUCUCAACCGAUUGCUAAUCUUCCGACAAGAAUUUUGCUCAUUUUAAUCUCAAGGGGAUUAAAGCAAUUGGAUUAGCUAGAAAGAAUAAAAACUACUUUCUCAGUUUAAAAAUAUAAAAUAUUUUUUAAAAAAUUAAAUGUUAAAAAAUAU
Molecule: messenger RNA, 1122 nt
Organism: Prosopis cineraria
Lineage: Eukaryota; Viridiplantae; Streptophyta; Magnoliopsida; Fabales; Fabaceae
Product: nuclear transcription factor Y subunit B-9-like
Exons: 1
Coding region: 1-504 (167 amino acids)
Biological process (GO): regulation of transcription by RNA polymerase II
Cellular component (GO): CCAAT-binding factor complex
Molecular function (GO): RNA polymerase II cis-regulatory region sequence-specific DNA binding; DNA-binding transcription activator activity, RNA polymerase II-specific; protein heterodimerization activity
Source: RefSeq, a predicted model, not a curated record